Vicia villosa (hairy vetch) is the source of this 1963-nucleotide messenger RNA. RefSeq names its product GDSL esterase/lipase At4g16230-like. Gene Ontology annotation, molecular function: hydrolase activity, acting on ester bonds. NCBI's taxonomy places the organism in Eukaryota, Viridiplantae, Streptophyta, Magnoliopsida, Fabales, Fabaceae. The record is from RefSeq and is a predicted model, not a curated record. The transcript has 6 exons. The coding region runs from base 27 to 1103 and encodes 358 amino acids.
AUUCAUGUUCUAAAAUUUUCUCUCAAAUGGAUCAUUAUUAUUUUAGAAUUCUUAUAGUAUUACUCUCAUUAAAGAUCAGCAUAUCAUAUAAAAUCCAAGCUUCAUUUGUCUUUGGAGAUUCUUUACUUGAUGUUGGAAACAACAAUUACAUUACUUCACUUGCCAAAGCAAAUCAUUACCCUUAUGGAAUUGAUUUUGGUAAACCAACAGGUCGUUUUUGCAAUGGAAGAACCGUUGUGGAUGUUAUAGAGCAAAAAUUGGGUCUAGGGUUUACUCCACCUUAUUUGUCUCCUAAUACUUCUGGAAUGGUGAUUCUAAAAGGUGUUAAUUAUGCUUCUGCUGCAGCUGGGAUUCUCAAUUACACUGGUCAUAUUUUUGUUGGUCGAAUCAACUUCGAUGCACAAAUUGAUAACUUUGCGAAUACAAGACAAGAAAUUAUAAGAAGAAUUGGUGUUCCUGCAUCUCUCAAAUUGCUUAACAAUGCUCUCUUCACACUAGCAUUUGGUUCCAAUGAUUUCCUUGAUAAUUAUUUGUCACCUCCACCAAUUCCAAAUUUUCAGUUUUUGUCUCCGGAAUCAUUUGUAGCCAUCAUGAUAUCAACAUUCAGAGUACAAUUAACAAGAUUGUUCAAUCUUGGAGCAAGAAAAUUUCUUGUGGUAAAUGUUGGGCCUAUUGGGUGUAUACCUGCAUAUAUGAGAGAUUCAAACCCAUUUUCUGGAGACAAAUGUGUCACAUUCCCUAAUCAACUAGCUCAAUUAUUUAACACUCAAUUGAAAAUUCUUGUUGAAGAAUUGAGAACAAUUUUGAAAGGUUCAUUAUUUGUUUAUGGAGAUGCUUACCACAUUAUGGAAGAUAUCAUCAUGAAUUACACUAAAUAUGGUUUCAAGAAUCCAAAUUCGGCAUGUUGUCAUCUAGUUGGUCGAUUUGGAGGGUUGAUUGCAUGUGGUGGUUAUUCAAUAGUUUGUGAAGAUAGAUCAAAGUAUAUUUUUUGGGAUACUUUUCAUCCUAGUGAUGCUGCCAAUGUUAUUAUUGCAAAACGUUUGUUAAAUGGUGAUGUUAAUGAUGUUUCACCUACUAAUGUUUGGCAACUAUUGCAAGGUUGAGAUGCUGCUAGAAUUGAAAUUUUUAUGACAAAUUAAGGAGAGUUUCCUUAGAGCAAAGUGUUUCAUUAAGAUACAUUAAGAUACAUUGACUUUUUUCUUCUUCUUUUUUGAUUGAGAAGAAAAACAGAACAUUUUAUUCGAAAGAGACAUCACAUGGCCUCUAGUACACUCACGCUCUCCUAAACAAAUAGUUAACUAUAUCUCAUAACACUUUAAUACAAUUGAAAUAUUGUUCGAUCAACGACAAGAUGUCACACACAAUGUUGAGACAAUGUGAGAUAACACGAUAUAAAAGAAAUAGAGAGCAAAUAAACAACUCAAAUAACACAUAUAAUAGUUAACUCAAUUCAGUGCAAUGUCACUUAUGUUUAGAGGACAUCCUCCCAAUGAAAGGAAAUUUACUAAUUCAAUAGUCAAUAGUACACUAUGGUCUCAGAUGAUCUCUCUCAGUUCGGUACUCUUUUUCUAAUACUACCCGUGAAUUUCGACCCAAACUCUCAUUGAAUCUGCCCGGACUUCUCUUUUUACUCCUCGGGAGAUUGAUGGUGUUAUUUCCUUGUGUGAAGGUAACAAGAGUCAUGAACAUGAUGAUUUUUCUUUCUCUUUUUUUAGAAAGUUUUGGAAUCUAUUUAGGGUUAUGUUUGAUCAAUAUCAUCAGUUUGACUCUUUACCUCGUCUCUUUACUUCUUCCUUUGUAACCUUGAUUCAUAAGAUCAAAUCUCAUGUUCAGUUAAGUGAUUUCAAAGUUAUUUAUUCGGAUGGUUCUUUAUACAAGUUGGUGUCUAAAGUUUUAGUACUAUACUAUGGAAGGUCAUGGAAAAACUUGUUUCUCCAAAUCAAUAUACCUUUUAAAAAGGUAG